CCCAAGCAGGCUUUAUACUUGGUAAUUUGGUAUUAUGAUAUCAACAACUCCAAAGCCUGAAACUUCAAACUAAACAACAUCCCGCCAAUUUCCCGCUUAAAACUAAAGCUUGCUUAUAGAUCAAUUUUUUCCCAGAAAACUUCCAAAUUCCCAUGCCAUUUUCAAGAUGCUCAAAUCUGCACUCUCAUUUUCUCUCUCCAAAACCCGAACUCGAAAGUCUCACUCCCUCACUCCAUCAACUAAAUUUCCCGCCAAAUACCAACCAACGAAUUUUACAACAUUCUCUCAGCUGCUAAAGCAACGCCCUUCUCUUCCACAUCUGAAGCAAAUUCACGCCCAAAUUUUUACUCAAUCUCUCUCCUCUAAUCCCCACUCAAUUUCGUCCUUAAUCCACUCUUAUCUCUCUUCUAAUCGUCUAAAUUCUGCAAUUUAUUUGUUUGAUAAUUACCCUUCUUCCCCAAUUCCUACUUUGUUAUGGAAUUUGAUGAUAAGGGCUCAUUCCAAAAUUCGAAAUUGUGUAGAACCCAUCAAGUAUUUGGGUCGAAUGUUGUCGAAUUCGAAUGACGAAUUAUCUAGGGUUUUACCUGAUGAUUAUACAUUUACGUUUGUAAUUACGUCGUGUUCGCAUUAUGAUUCUUCUUUGUAUGGAGAAAUAGUUCAUGGGAUGAUAAUAAAAUCUGGGUUUGGGUCAGAUUUGUUUGUUGGUAACUCAUUGAUUAACUUGUACUCUGUUUUUGCUAAAGUGGGUGAUGCCCGUAAGGUGUUUGAUGAAAUGUCUGAGAGGGAUGUUUUCUCAUGGACUAGCCUCCUAGGUGGGUAUGCCAAACAUGGGGAUAUUGAUAAAGCUUGUGACAUUUUUCGUGCGAUGCCUGUUCGUAGUGAUGUGUCGUGGGUAGUUAUGAUUUCGGGUCUUGUUAGUAAUGAGAGGUACAUUGAUGCCCUGGAUUAUUUUCGCGGUAUGUUAAAUGACAGUAAGAAGGUGAAGCCUGAUGAAGCUGCCCUUGUUUGUGCUUUAUCGGCUUGUGCUAAUUUGGGGGCUUUUGAUCAAGGAAAUUGGAUUCAUGUUUAUAUGGAGAGAAACAAUAUUCUAGAGACUCCAAAUAUAUGCACAGCUCUUAUUGAUAUGUAUGCCAAGUGUGGGAGGAUAGAUUGUGCAAUUCGAGUUUUUAACAGAAUUUCAAAACGAGAUGUUCAUAAUUUCACAAGCAUGAUAUCUGGUUUGUCAAUUCAUGGUCUUGGAAAGGAUGCUAUGAGGGUGUUCUCGGACAUGUUGGCUGAGGGUAUUAGACCGAAUGAAAUUACCAUGCUCGGAGUUUUGAAUGGUUGUAGCCAUUCAGGGCUAGUAGAAGAGAGCACCUCUAUUUUCAAUGACAUGGAAACUUUAUGUGGGAUUGUUCCAAAGAUUGAACACUAUGGAUGCUAUGUCGAUUGUCUAGCUCGUGCUGGCCAUUUGGAGAGAGCAUUCGAUGUAGUUAAAACGAUGCCUAUAGAACCUGAUGCUGCUAUAUGGAGGGCUUUGCUUAGUGGAUGCAGAACUCAUCGCGACAUUGUUCUAGGGGAGCAGAUUUUGAAUCAUGUUCGACAACUUGGUUCAAGUGGCCAAGUUUUGCUGUCAAGUUUGUAUGCCUAUAUGGGUAAAUGGGAGAGUGUUGUUUCAAUGAGGAAGCAAAUGGGUGGAAGAAGGAAUACAUCAGAGCUUGGUUGCAGUUGGAUCGAGGUGGAUGGUAUUACUCAUGAGUUUCGUGUGGAUGAUCAACUACAUCCUCGAAUUUUAGAGAUUCGAGGAAAGCUUGAUGAAAUUUUGGAGAAGGCAAAGUUGGGGGGAUAUGUUACUAAUACAACCCCGGUCACAUUUGAUUUGAGUGAGGAGGAUAAAGAGCGAGCAGUAUCAUUGCACAGCGAAAAGUUAGCUAUUGCAUUCGGAUUCUUGAGUACUAAACCUGGGAGUUUGAUCAGAAUAGUGAAAAACCUCAGGACUUGUGAGGACUGCCACUUAGCUUUGAAGGCAAUUUCUCUUAUUUUUGACCGAGAAAUAAUUGUCCGAGACCGGUCACGUUUCCACGCCUUCAAACAUGGGAAGUGCUCUUGCAAUGACUAUUGGUAGUCAUUAGUCAAUGCAUAAGCUAAAUCGCGGACAUAGAAAACAAAGCAGGCGCGAAUGAUAUCAUUGCAUAUCUAGAAGUUCAUACCUUUAAAAGCAUUACAAAGUGGCAUACUCAUUACAAACAAAGCCUUUUCGGCGAAACGAGGACCAAUAUGUUUUACAAUUGAGAAGAUGAAAUUCAAGCUAAUUGGAGCUGGUUUGACCCAUUUGAAGGCAUGAACACCAUCGAGCCACGCCCAUCAUCAGGUAAAAGCAAAGAUUCCUAACUAUGAUUGCAUGUGCAUGGUCAUCAACUUCAUAUCAUGCUUGGUACCAUCAAUGAUUGCAAUUUUAGUCAGCUGAUAAUUAUUUAUAUUAUAUGCUCUUCUAAUAACAUAUUCCUAAGUAUAGGGACAAAUUUUUAAUGAUACAAAGAUAUGGUAUGUAAUGGAAUAAGAUUAAAUGGCCCACAUUUAGGAUUUUUGUUUAUUUCUGUGGGCUCUAAAAGCAUCAACCAUUAUGCACCUAAUUGUUCAUGCUUACAAAGUGUUUAAAUGAGCUGGUUGUGGUUGUCCUUUCUAAA
Messenger RNA from Chenopodium quinoa (quinoa), 2666 nucleotides. RefSeq names its product pentatricopeptide repeat-containing protein At3g62890-like. Lineage: Eukaryota; Viridiplantae; Streptophyta; Magnoliopsida; Caryophyllales; Amaranthaceae. The record is from RefSeq and is a predicted model, not a curated record. Bases 167 to 2104 code for a protein of 645 amino acids. The transcript has a single exon. Gene Ontology annotation, molecular function: protein binding; zinc ion binding; RNA binding. Gene Ontology annotation, biological process: RNA modification.